GCGGCUGAGGGAAGUGUUGUUCGCGCGUCUUGUUAAGAGGACCAAACAGCAGCAGCAGCAGCAGCGCGCGCUUCAUCCUCCAGAACCUGCAGGUAUCCCGGGGAGCACUGCGCCGUGAAUGCCUCCCACACCAGAAGGAGGAUACUGCUUUAAUAUAAUUUUUGACUGAUUGAGACAUAUAUAUUUUUCAUUUCCCUAAUGGUAACCAUCACUGGGCAGCCGGAGACAUGUGGAAUAAUCUGGGGAAACUGCACCGCUUCUCAAUAGUGUGUCUUCUCCUGACGCUGUGCGCUGAGGUGUCUCACUCCACUGGUUACUUCGAGCUGCAGUUGAUUUCGGUGGAAAACCCCACAGGUCAGCUCCUGAACGGGGACUGCUGCGACGCGGAGCCGAGCGCAGCGGACGGCCACUGCGACGCAGACGAGUGCGACACGUACUUCAAAGUGUGUUUAAAGGAAUACCAAACGGAGGUCGCGACCAAAGGAACGUGCACGUACGGCUCGGAAACUACUAAGGUUAUCGGUGGGAAUACUUUUCAGUUCAAGGGCCAGAAAACCGGACAGAACCGGAACCAUGACACCGGGAAGAUCCUAAUUCCCUUCCAGUUCGCGUGGCCGCGAGCGUACACUGUGAUAUUGGAGGCGUGGGACAGGGACAAUGGCACACACAGCAAUGAUGAGGAGCUUCUGAUUGAGCGCAGCAUCCACAAAGGGAUGAUAAACCCCGGCGACGAGAAGCAGGUGGUAGAGUAUAAGAGCUCCUUCACCAGCCUCGAGUACACCAUCCGGGUCCGCUGCGAUGAAAACUACUACGGCAUCAAGUGCAACAAAGUCUGCCGUCCCCGUGACGACUACUUCGGGCAUUACGUGUGCGACCAGCUGGGGAACAGAGGCUGCAUGGAGGGCUGGAUAUGGCCUGAAUGCGAGACAGCCAUCUGCAAACAGGGAUGCAGCCUCGAACACGGGACAUGCAGCGUGCCGGGGGAAUGCAAGUGUAACUACGGCUGGCAGGGUCCGCUGUGUGACGAGUGCCUGCCCUACCCCGGCUGUGUGCACGGGACCUGCAACGAGCCCUGGCAGUGCACCUGCGAGAAGAACUGGGGGGGUCUGCUCUGCGACAAAGAUCUGAACUACUGUGGGACCAACCGGCCCUGUAAGAACGGAGGGACGUGUAUGAACACAGAGCCCGAUGAGUAUAAUUGCGCCUGUCCCGACAGCUACUCUGGCAAAAACUGCGAGAUUGCGGAGCAUGCCUGUGUUUCCAACCCCUGUGCUAACGGAGGAACGUGCCAUGAAGUCCCAUCAGGCUUUGAGUGUCACUGUCCAGCAGGAUGGUCCGGGCCCACCUGUGCUAAAGACACGGACGAAUGUGCCUCCAGCCCCUGUGCUCAGGGUGGGACCUGCGUGGACAUGGAGAACGGCUUCGAAUGCCUCUGUCCUCAACAGUGGACGGGCAAGACCUGCCAGAUAGACGUUAAUGAGUGUGCGGGGAAGCCUUGCCUCAGUCCUUACACUUGCAAAAACUUCAUUGGUGGAUAUCUCUGUAGCUGCUUUCGUGGAUGGGUUGGCAAGAACUGUGAAAUCAAGUCAAACAGCUGCCAUGGUCAGUGUCAGAAUGGAGGGACCUGCAAGAUGGUGCCCCGAGGCUACCAGUGUGUUUGCCAGACGGGGUUUGAGGGUCGGCACUGUGAGGUUCAGAGCCGCUGUACCAGCAGCCCCUGUAAGAACGGAGGGCGCUGCCAGGCCCUGAUCGACGGCUUCAUGUGUGAAUGCCCGCAGGGCUUCGCUGGUGCAACCUGUGAGGUGCAGAAUGACCCCUGCAUCCCGAACCGCUGUCACAAUAAGGCUCAGUGCCACAGUCUGGUGGGAGAUUUCUACUGCAGCUGCCCCGACGAUUACGAGGGCAAAACCUGCUCAGAGCGUAAGGACCACUGCAAGACCAACCGCUGUCAAGUGAUUGACAGUUGCACAGUUGCUGUGGCAACAAAUGACACCCAAAAGCGGGUGUGGCAUAUCUCCUCCAAUGUGUGCGGUCCCCACGGACGCUGCAUCAGCCUGCCUGCCGGGAACUUCAGCUGCUCCUGUGAGCCGGGCUUCACGGGCACCUACUGCCACGAGAACAUUAACGACUGUGCGUCCUCCCCCUGUAAGAACAGAGGCACUUGCAUCGAUGGGAUCAACUCCUUCCAGUGUGUUUGCCCAAACGGCUGGGAGGGUAAUCUAUGUGAUAUUGAUGUGAAUGAGUGCAACAGGAACCCCUGUCAGAACGGAGGCCAAUGUGUGGAUCUGCUCAACGACUUCAACUGCAACUGUGUGGACAAAUGGAAGGGAAAGACCUGCCACUCCCGUGAGAGCCAGUGCGACUCCACCACCUGCAGUAAUGGAGGGACGUGUUACGACAACGGAGACUCUUUUCUGUGUAGCUGUCCCUCAGGCUGGGGCGGCAGCACCUGCAAUACAGCCAAGAACAGCACGUGUGACUCCCGUCCAUGUGAGAACGGAGGGACAUGUGUCGGAGGAGGAGGAGACGCCUUCACCUGCAUCUGCAAGGACGGCUGGGAGGGAGCCACCUGUGCACAGAAUGUCGACGACUGCAAUCCGCAUCCAUGCUACAACGGCGGCCUCUGCGUGGACGGUGUGAACUGGUUUCGAUGCGAGUGCGCCCCGGGAUUCGCCGGACCGGACUGCCGCAUCAACAUCGAUGAGUGUCAGUCGUCUCCUUGUGCCGAAGGUUCAACCUGCAUGGAUGAAAUCAACGGAUACCGCUGUGUCUGUCCUCCAGGAUACGCUGGACCUCGCUGUCAGAAGUUCAUCGGACUCGGGAAGUCGUGUCGUCAUGCCGGUCUGCAGUUUCCUCACGGCAGCCGCUGGGAUGAGGAGUGUAACGCCUGCCAGUGUGUCAACGGAAACGUGCACUGCUCCAAGGUGCGAUGUGGCCGUCGGCCCUGCCUCCUCCCGAAGGCUCCUCCUCCCCCUCCUGCGGACUCAACCCCCCCGCCCUGCCCCGGCGGUCACGAGUGUGUGGAGCAUCAGUUCCUCACCUGCUUCUCGCCGCCCUGCCACCAGUGGGGUGUGUGUUCUACGCCCGACCCCCCGACACCCCUACACACAGAGUGCGAGCCCAACAGCGGUUACCUUGACAACAGCUGCGCUCGCAUCACCCUCAUCUUCAAGAAGGACAAAGUGCCGCAGGGCACCACUGUAGAGAACAUCUGCUCGGAGCUGAGGUACCUCCCGGUCACUCAGACGCUGGCGGAGGAGCGGGCGCUGCUCAUCCUCUGUGACCUGUCCUACUCCAACAGCGACGCCGUGGAGGUCGCAAUGUCCUUCGAGCAGGAGGGAGAGGAGGGGGCAGGAGAGAAAGCCCGCCCAGGAAACCACGGUGGCAGCAUCCGUGAAUGA
This is a messenger RNA of Notothenia coriiceps (black rockcod), 3401 nucleotides long. Its product is annotated as jagged canonical Notch ligand 2. The record is from RefSeq and is a predicted model, not a curated record. Gene Ontology annotation, molecular function: calcium ion binding; Notch binding. Gene Ontology annotation, cellular component: membrane. Gene Ontology annotation, biological process: cell communication; multicellular organism development; Notch signaling pathway. Lineage: Eukaryota; Metazoa; Chordata; Actinopteri; Perciformes; Nototheniidae. The transcript has 27 exons. Bases 228 to 3401 code for a protein of 1057 amino acids.